AUGAGUGAUUUACGUGCUUUGAUGAAGCGUGAGCGCAUGCUUCAGCAAAAAGUGGCUACGGUGGCAAAGUUCGUCGAAGCUUUCGACAGGGAUCGUGACGAGUGUCAAAUUGAAGUGCGGUUGAAAAAUAUAGAUGAAGUGUAUUCAGAUUUCUUUUUGCUGCGUGAGAAAAUCGAGCUACUGAUGGAGGAUGCGAAAGGUACGGAAGAAGACGGAAGCGAUUCCAAAAAGGAUGAGAAAGAGAAGAAGGAUGCUAUUUCCCGCGAACAGGAAAAUCUACGUGUCGUAGAGGAGUUUGAAAACCGCUACUGCAUGGUGAAAGGAUCUUUGCUGAAACUGCUUCCGGCAAAAGUUUCGGUUCAGCGAGUUGAUGGGAAUUCUGGUGGGCAAUCCGCACAACACUCCAAGGUGAAAUUGCCAGAAAUCAGUUUGCCAACGUUCAGCGGCAAACUAGGAGAUUGGGUGAUGUUUCGGGACACUUUCCGCAGUCUGAUCCAUCAGAACGGUGAGCUGAACCCGAUGGACAAGUUCACAUACUUGAGGACGUCACUCAAGGGAGAUGCUCUGAUGGAAAUCAACACCAUUGAACUCUCGGCCGUCAACUACGAGGUUGCAUGGCAGGUUCUCCAGGAGCGCUAUGAGAACAAAAAGCUGAUCGUCAAGGCAUACUUGGAUGCACUUUUUUCGAUGGAGCCGCUCAGAAGAGAGUCGUACGACGGACUGAAUCAGCUGGUCAGCGAAUUUGAAAAGAACCUGCAGAUGCUGGAAAAGAUUGGUGAACAGACAGCACAGUGGAGCACUAUACUGGCAUACAUGCUUUGUGGUCGGUUGGACACAGCGACACUACGUUUAUGGGAGGCUCACCACAAUUCCAAGGACGUUCCGAAGUAUAAGGACCUGGUGAAUUUCCUCCGCAAUCAAUGUUCAGUGUUGCAGUCAAUAGCCCCAUUGAAGGCAAGCAGCUUAGAUCAACGUCAGUCGAAGGCGUCAAUGUGUCAUGCUGUGGUGAAGACGUCGAAUAAAUGCCCAUUUUGCGGGGAUUCUUGGCACACCCCAUUCCAUUGCCUCAAGUUCCAGAAAAUGAAGAUUGCGGAGCGUAACGAAGCGGUUAUGAGAGGCAAACUUUGUCGCAACUGCCUGCACCCUGGUCAUAUCGCCAGAACAUGUGACAAAGGUGUCUGCCAUCACUGUCAGCAGAAACACCAUAGCAUGCUGCACGUCAUUCCGGUAAGAUCCUCCGUUCCACCCGCGUCGAGUAGAAACCAAGAAGCUAGCCCGCCACAACGCCAAUUUCAUCGGCAACCACAUUCCAACCCACAGCAACCGAACCAACAAGCACACACUCAAGCGAACAAUGCACCCACCAAUACUGCCAACUCACAUAGCACAAGACCACCACAGCCACAACCAAGCACAAGUCAAGCCAGCACAAGCCACACGUACAUUGCAUUACCCAAGACACCUACACAAAACAUUCUUUUUGUCAACGGCACUCAUUCGAGUUAA
Molecule: messenger RNA, 1506 nt
Organism: Armigeres subalbatus
Lineage: Eukaryota; Metazoa; Arthropoda; Insecta; Diptera; Culicidae
Exons: 1
Coding region: 1-1506 (501 amino acids)
Source: RefSeq, a predicted model, not a curated record